Panicum hallii is the source of this 713-nucleotide messenger RNA. RefSeq lists its product as uncharacterized. Lineage: Eukaryota; Viridiplantae; Streptophyta; Magnoliopsida; Poales; Poaceae. The transcript has 2 exons. The record is from RefSeq and is a predicted model, not a curated record. The coding region runs from base 91 to 546 and encodes 151 amino acids.
UCACGAUGCGCUGUCCAAACCUCUCGAAAACCACACUGAGCUUGCUCGGCAGCCGGCAACACAGCCGGAAAAUAUCCCCUUUUCUUAUCCAUGGAGGCAGCCGCGCUCACGAUACGCUCCACCUCCCAGCGUCCCGCCGUAGCUGCUGCUCCUGCGCAUGGCCACCGGCGGGCCGCGGCGGCCGUGCCUCGCCGGCGCCAGGCGCCGUGCGGCAGGCUUCGGGCUUUGCCGCCGGAGCUCAGCGAGAUCAUCAGCCCCAAGCUGGUGCCUGGCUCGCCGUCCGACACCGGCGACGUCUCAUCGCUCAUCCCAGUCAGUGCUCUGAUGCUGCUCUUCUACUUCGUGUCCAACUGGGUGGUGCCUGAGUUGCUUAUGAAGCGGCUCCAGCCCAAGGCCGAGGACCAAGAGGCAUCGGCGGCAGCAUCCAUGUUGUUCUCCGGGGACGCCACCGACGGCCAAUCGGACGGCGACGCCUCCCGCCCUAAGAUCCGGCUGAAGGUGACGAAGAAGAAGAAGAAGAACAAAAAAGCGCCCGUGGAGAUCUAGCACGCAUACACAUUGUACAUGCAUGGAGGCUUCCCUGAUGAAUACAAAGUAUUGACAGACAUCAGAAUUACUCUGCAGAAGAAAUGCUACGGUAGUAGUAUUUAGCGCUGUCUGAUACUUGCAUAUUGUACUUGUCUUCUGAAUAAAAGCUAGACGAUUAUUGUUUA